Messenger RNA from Anolis carolinensis (green anole), 2485 nucleotides. Its product is annotated as zinc finger protein 420. Gene Ontology annotation, cellular component: PcG protein complex; transcription regulator complex; chromatin. Gene Ontology annotation, molecular function: RNA polymerase II cis-regulatory region sequence-specific DNA binding; DNA-binding transcription factor activity, RNA polymerase II-specific. The transcript has 3 exons. Gene Ontology annotation, biological process: regulation of transcription by RNA polymerase II. The record is from RefSeq and is a predicted model, not a curated record. NCBI's taxonomy places the organism in Eukaryota, Metazoa, Chordata, Lepidosauria, Squamata, Anolidae. The coding region runs from base 501 to 2114 and encodes 537 amino acids.
UUUUACUGGAAGAAAGACUGGAAAGGAUCUGGAGCAACUUGAGAAACUGCAAGUUGCCUCUGGUGUGAGAGAAUUGGCUGUCUGCAAGGAUAUUGCCCAGGGGAGGCCUGGAUGUUCCGAUGUUUUUACCAUCCUCGUGGGAGGCUUCUCUCAUGUCCCUGCAUGGAGCUGUAGCUGACAGGGGGAACUCAUCCAUGCCCUCCCCAAGUUGGAUUCGCAUAGGCAACCUUCAGGGGAGAUAUGGAAGAGAGCAAAUGACGGGGAAGCAGAUCAGGUGCUGGAGAAAAAUGUGAUCUAUCUAGACAUGGAAGGAUGUGUUGGGAAUCUAGAUGGCUUGCAGAAGCAGAAGGGAUAUAAUGUGGUUAAGGAAAUGGAUCAAUGCAUUCCUUGCUUGGAUGCUGACUUUUGCGAAAUGCCAAUCCAUGCCAAAAUAGACAGAAGAAAGAGAGAACGAGUGCCCAGCGUACGUGGAGAGUCACAGCAAUACGUCAUGCCUUAAAAUGCCGAGGAGGACAAGCACUGGAGAAAAACUGAAGCCAUUUACAUGCCUGAAGUGUGGAAAGAGCUUCAGUAGGACAUCGGAACUUAAUAGACAUGAACGAGUCCACACAGGACAGAAAUCAUUCCAAUGCCUGGAGUGUGGGAAGAGCUUCAGUCAAAGCAGAAACCUUACUUCCCAUCAAAGGAGCCACACAGGAGAGAAACCAUACAAAUGCCUGGAAUGUGGAAAGGGCUUCAGCAAUAGCGGGAUUCUUACUACACAUCAAAGGAGCCAUACGGGCAAAAAACCCUACAAAUGCUUGGAGUGUGGGAAGUGCUUCAGUCAGAGCGGCAUUCUUCUGGCCCACCAAGGAAUGCACAUGGGGCAAAAGCCUUUCCAGUGCCUGGAGUGUGGGAAGAGGUUUCGCCAGCUCAUACACCUUACCUCCCACGAGAGAAUCCACACGGGAGAGAAACCGUUCCAAUGCCUAGAAUGUGGAAAGAGCUUUCGUCAGCACAUCCACCUUACCUCUCAUAAAAGAACCCACACGGGAGAGAAACCGUUUCAGUGCUUCGAGUGUGGGAAAACCUUCAGCCAAAGCUCCCACCUUAUAAGACACGAAAGAACCCACACAGGAGAGAGACCAUUCAAAUGCCUGCUGUGUGGAAAGAGCUUUGGCCACAGCUCGGAGCUUGUUCGGCACGAAAGGACGCACACGGGAGAGAAGCCGUUCAAGUGUCCAGAGUGCGAGAAAUGCUUCAGUCGGAGCUCCGAGCUUAUUAGGCAUAAAAGGAUUCACACCGGAGAGAAGCCGUUCAAAUGCUUGGAGUGCGACAAAAGCUUCAUCGAUAGCACAAAUCUUAUUAGACACCAGAUAAGCCACACAGGGGAGAAACCAUAUAAAUGCCAGGAGUGUGGAAAGUGCUUCAGCCAGAGCCGAGGUUUGGCUGCGCAUCAGCGGACCCACGCGGGAGAGAAACCAUUUAAAUGCCCGGAGUGUGGGAAAUGCUUCAGCCAGAGCGGCAUUUUGACUGCGCAUCAAGGGAUGCACACGGGGCAGAAACCAUUCAAAUGCCUAGAGUGCGGGAAGAGGUUCCGCCAACAUAUACAUCUUACUUCGCAUAAAAGAAUCCACUCGGGAGAGAAACCGUUCAAAUGUCUGGAGUGUGGGAGGAGUUUUCGUCAGCACAUACAUCUUACUUCCCACAAGAGAAUCCACACUGGGGAGAAACCAUUUAAAUGCUUGGAGUGUGGAAAGAGCUUUGGCCAUAAAUCAAUCCUUAUUUCUCAUGUACGAACCCACACAGGAGACAAGCCCUUUAAAUGCCUGGAGUGUGGAAAGAGCUUUACUUGGAGCACGCUCCUUAUUCGGCAUGAAAGAACCCACACUGGGGAGAAACCGUUUAAAUGUUCAGAAUGUGGGAAGGGCUUCAGCGAAGCCUCCUUACUGAAUAAGCAUCAGAGACGCCAUUCUGGGGAGAAACCCUUUACAUGCUUUGAGUGUGGAAAGAGCUUUUUUUCCAGCACGCUCCUCAUUCGACACCAGCGCAUUCACAAAAAGGAACAAUCAUGUACUGCCUGGCACAUGGAAGGAGAUUCAGCUGGAGCCCAGAUCUUAUUUGACAUAAAAUAAUUUGCUGAUAGAACAAUUCUUCAUAGCGAUCAGAAUGUGGUGAAUGCGUUUGUCAUGCUGUAUGCCUCAGAAAGUUGUAAAUGUACUUUAAAUUAAAAAAUCCUGGAAUAUGUCCAUGUUGUAGUGAGAACUUCUGUAAAGGAUCUACUUUAAAUUAUGUUAGACAGUAGAGAGUGAGAGAAUCGCUAUUGUGGUAAAAGGACCAAACCUGUUAUUUAAUCAAGUUUUAAAUGCUUAAAUGCAUUUUAGCUAACUAUCACAAGAGUGUUAGGAUAGACAUUUGUGUUUAUUGUGUCUUUGUGUAUUUGUCUUUUGUCUUUUACUGUUGAUAUAGUCAGAGGACUAAUCAAUAAACAAAUCUAUCUAUAUGA